This is a messenger RNA of Neocloeon triangulifer, 6377 nucleotides long. RefSeq lists its product as uncharacterized. Gene Ontology annotation, molecular function: ATP binding; protein kinase activity. The record is from RefSeq and is a predicted model, not a curated record. NCBI's taxonomy places the organism in Eukaryota, Metazoa, Arthropoda, Insecta, Ephemeroptera, Baetidae. The coding region runs from base 476 to 6010 and encodes 1844 amino acids. The transcript is spliced from 16 exons. Gene Ontology annotation, biological process: protein phosphorylation.
GAGGAAACUAGAAUUUUGCGAAUUUUUUCGCCAAUUUUCCGGUUUUUCUGGGCUUGGUUGCUGCUUUCGGGAAAGGCUUGAAAUCGGCGGAGCAAGGUGGUGCCUCGAUGCGCAAUGCGCCAUCAUCAGUCAGUUUGCAGCUGAGGGGUUCGUUCCGUAGCGGAGAGAGCCGGAGAGCGAUGUUGGAGAACGGUGCAUGUUGAUGGUUGUGCUCACUCCGCGCACCGAAUUCGCGAGCUUUUUAUUUUCUUCUCUCCGCCGAACUGCGACCGUGAACUGCGAACAUGUCUGCCUUCAGGUCUCGUGUGAGUUUUUGGUGAGCAGCACCCUUGCUGCUUGUUUCGUCUCGAGCACCAGCAACAGCAGCUUAUUCUCAACGGCCACGAUGGACCAGCCGAGCGUAGAGUCCAUUGAGCCUUGGAAGCGGCCCUACUAGCCUGUUCGACCGACCGACCUGACCAAUGGUUUGAGCACCAUGGCCUCGGACUGUCGAGAGAUCGUCGUUUUGGUGCUCGCCCUUCUCCACCAGUGCGACAGCUACCCCAUCGACUGGACCAAUACUGCAGGUGGAGCUGAAGAAGUAUGGGGCCCAAUUGCAGCAAGUCUGGUCCUUCUUGUGAUGUGCGCGGCGUUGGCCCUUCUUGGCUGCGUCUGCUGCAGGAGAAACAAGUCUCCGCCUUUCCAGCCGAAAAAAGGAUCAGAGAAUCGGCCCGUGGUGAAAAAGGAAUUCACCGACACGACCUCGAACCACAGCCUUUCCACAGCCGGUUUUGUCAACCCGCUGGCGAGUGCGGCUACUCCAGCCUCAGCCUCCUCCGAAUUCACAAUUUUCCCACCGCCGGGAGUGCAGCCGCCCUCUGAUCGCCCGGUGCCCACUGUCCGCUUCGAGCCGCUCCCAGACAUCAGGCCAAGAUUUGCUGUGACGCCGGCUAGUCCAGAACACACUCCUUUGAGACCAGCUGCGUUCAGCAGUGCAGAUCCUAAACUCCCAUUCACAGAAUUAUUUGAUGAACCGAGUUUUCCAAGAGAAAGACUUAAGUACCUGAGAGAGUUGGGCAAGGGUUGGUUUGGAAAGGUGGUGGAAGGUGAGGGUUUUAUGGAUGGCCCUGGAACGACACCUGUGGUGGUCAAGAUACUAAGCGAGGCUGCUCCUGAAGAGGAUAGGAGUUUGUUUCUCAGGGAGGUGGCGGCUUUGCGCACCCUUAGUCACCCCAAUUUGCUGAAGGUUCUCGGGUGCAGCUACGACAACGAGCCACUACUCAUCACCAUGGAGUUUUGUCCUGUGGGUGAUUUGAAGUCCUUCUUGAUAAACCAGCGAAACAAUGCAGCCCAGUUUGAGCAAGAAGGAAAACUACUUAGCAUCAUGUGCCAACUUGCAGCUGGUCUGGAGUUCAUGGCGCAAAAUGGAUUUGUUCACACUGACUUGGCAGCAAGGAAUUGUCAGCUUGCGUCUGACUAUUCGGUUAAAAUAGGAGAUUAUGGAAACAGUAUUGAUAGAUUUAAGGAGGAGUAUUAUUAUGCAGGGGAGAUGGCAUUGCCAAUUAGGUGGUGUGCGCCUGAAACUCUUGUUUGUACGGACUCUAUAAUUGAAACCAAAGAGGUCACAACUUCUGCUAAUGUCUGGACAUUUGGUGUUCUACUUUGGGAAGUCAUUGAAUUUGGAUCACUUCCUUAUGCUACGCUGUCCGACGAAGAAGUCAUUGUCCAAGUGCUUGGUCCCUCUAGACGAAUUUUGCCUCCCCCGUCUCUGAACUUGCCCCACAGUCAAUAUCUUUAUCAUUUGAUGAAGCUCUGCUGGUCGAGUGAUUUGAACCGUCCAAACAUCUCCCAAAUCAAGGGCAUGCUGCACCACCUACUUAGCAACAAGGCGCAGGCUGACAAGACCUUUGAAGAACGAUGGGCCACCUUGAAACCAAAUCACUCUGGUUUGCAGCAAAUCCCAGAGCAGCAGGAGCACAUUGUGGUGAUAGAGCAGCACGACCUCUUCGCAUCUCCGAGCAAAGACUUUCCCAUUGCUGAGAAGCAGCGGUCGCCGAGCUUACAGAACCUGCAUGGCUCCCUGGAUGAUGUCCAGGAGCUGCGCUCAAUUUCGUUGCCUAACAGUAGAGAGGUGUCACCAGUGAAAACAAUCGCAACCAUGAUCAGCUCAACAGGCGAUCUGUUUUCAAGCCAGUCGUCAACUUUGGACGACGAUGACACCAGAAAAAUAUGCGAAGCCAUCCAAGAUUUGGACGACGCUCUUGCUCUAGAGCAGACCUCGUCCUCAGAAUGCAGCUCAAUUGUUUGCACACCAAUCAGGCGUCAUUCAAUCACAGCCAAGCCGGAGGACAUGACUCUGCGCGCCGACUCUGACUCGGAAGAGGAAGAGACGUGGAGAGGCCGAGUGGAAAGGGGCGAGUUUUCUGAAAAGGUGAGACAAAAGUCUCAAAGUGUGCAAGACCUGAUGGUCCUCACACACAUUGACUCGAGCAGCGACGGUGACGACACAGACUACCCAAUUCCCAAACCCCUCAAGUAUGACAUUUUCAAGAGUGAAGGCAACAUUUGUGGUGCUGUUGUCAUCGAAGGCCUGCUCGACUCAUUUAGAAAGUUACGAAAGCUGUCAAAAAUUGAAGACACUGCGUUUGACAGCCUGCAGUAUGAUAGCAUAUCAGCAGUGGCAGUAGACUUCCAGUUAGACGCCCCGACAUCUCCCCCUAGCAAUAAGUUCCUAUCAUCAGAUCUAUCCACCAAGUACCUGAUCUCAGAGGAGAGUGCUGCCAUUUCUUUGGCUGACGUCCAGCUGGAGGCGUUCGACCAACCCUACAGCAUUCUGGACUUCACUGAGGACACCAUUGCAAAAGAAGAAAGCAGUGCUACUGAUUUUGAAGUUCAUCUUGACUCUCAGCAGUGCUCAGAGCAAAAUUUUGACAUGCCCGUGACUUCUUUCCUUGCCACAAAUGAAAAACAACCCAAGCUCAUCGAGACUGAAGAAAAACGUCCACCUGAGCUGAUUGAAGAGAGCGUUUUAGAAGUUCCGAUCGUUGUUACCGAUCUCACUCCAGCAGAAAGCGAGGUGAAGCUGAUAGCUGAAGAAAAUCAGUGUCCAUCUUCUCCCCAUCUGAAUCUGCUGCAGCCUCCUCAAAAGUCCCACAAGUCGAAGCCUCACCACAUCGAGCUGGCGGCCGAGCCUGUCAGCAUGAUUGCGUACGAAGCGACGCAUCCUAAGCACCACCGCAAAAUCAGAGACGUUUCCAAAGAUUUAAACUACCUGCAAAUAACAUCCCACCUUCAGAUCGUCCCUAGCGCUGACACGGCAGGCAUGAUCGCUUUUGACUCGCAUGUCCCACACGUGUCCUUAAACUCCCCCGAAGACCCCAGCACAGAAUUAACGGAGGCCGCAAUCGUGCCCGUGGAGGCGCCAACCCUGCCCAUCAUGCUCAAGGUUGAGCGCAAACCGCUUCCCAGUCCAGAAAAGGAGAAGACGGAUGGCCCACUCAGUACCAUUGCAUUCGAAUAUGUGGCAGACAAGCAGGAGGCGCUCAUAUUGGACGACGUCCAGACCACCUUGGAGCCUCUCUUCAAGCCCAAGCGGUUGGCCGAGCUCUGCGAAGAGACCCUGGUGCUUGAUGUGAAACAGUACGACGAGUCCAGCAUGGAGGCAAUCAUACUGGACGUUGACACAACAACCCUGGCCGCUGAAAUAUGCCUGGAAAACCCAGACCUGGUGCCUCUGACAACGCAGGCUGAGCAGUCAACCGCUCUGAGCAGACUGGACAACUUGCUGAACGAGAGAAUAGACGUUGUUAACAAUUGGUCAACGUCUGCUGACAUUAAAUUUCCCGCUGCUAAAAGGACAGCCGCGGAAUACGAAGGUCUCAAGACUGGUUUGGAGGAAUUUUCCAUCAAGAGAACUACGCCCGACGAUGAACGCAGCAGUGAUUCAGGCUAUAGGGACAAAGUGAGCCUGAGUGAGAGCUGCGAUGGCGAAAACGGUGAAAAGUACAACCUGGAAGACAUUGAGGUGGAGCUGGAGACCUUCGGGCAGCUGGGGACACCGUCAAGCGACAGUGGCUUGGAACGAACACCGCACGAUGACCUGAAAGGUUUCGACACCGGCGACAGUGAGGACAAAAACGAUGAUGACGACGACUUCUGGAAACAGCAAAUGGCCUCACUCAAGAACGCCGCUGGCAAGACAAUGGCGCUCUUCCAUGAGGCUGUUGGCUCUGACUUGUCCCCCUCGGAAGAGGAGAAGGCGUACACCAACUCGUGGUUCAAACGCAGCUUGGAGGACAGUGAAGGCAGUUCCGAAGACAACUACGGCAUGGACGAAGCGAGCGAGGCGGCCAUUCGUAGCGAGUUGCAGCAAAAAUUGCCCAACCUGGGUGGAUGCAGUGACGGCGGUGACGAGGAGGAGGUGCGACAGGAGGACAUUCCUGUGCACUACAACAUUUACCCGGCACCGUUGUCGCCAAUUCUGGAGGAGCAGGAGAGUCUGGCCUCGUCGGGUAGUUGCUCGCCGUCGGUCAGCGUUGCCACCAAGGUUGCCGCGCGUUCCAAAAGCCUCUCCAGUUCGUGCUCCAACAGUCCGGCGCCUGUCGAGACUCCACCUUUGGUGCUCGACCGCUCCGAACACUUCGAAGCGGACAUAAGGGCGGCCAUCGAGUCAUGCUCAAACGGCCCCCAGGCGGGCGAGGAGGACGACAUGCUCUUUGUCAACACCGAGACUAACGAAGCCACCAUGGUGGAGUCGCCGCUCAAGCCAAAAUUGCCUUUUCUCAACUUCGCCAAUGGCCAGCAGGUCUACAGUGGCGGCGCCUCGACUCCUAGUAGUGUUGAAGACCAGUGGGUGGAGGACGAGUAUGAAGAGGAGGCACCUGAGGAGCAUGAGAAGGUGACCACCUUUGGCCGCGUUGAGGAGGGCAAAGAGGAGCCUCCAGAGCCGAUGACCUGGAUUUCGCUUCCGUCAACCAAAGCGCCGAUGCCUUCGCCUGAGGAGGAGCACUCAAAGUUGGUUGGCGCAGAGCUCAACGAGCCGCAGCGCCAGUGCGUCACUCCCGACUGGGAGAGCGACACGGGAAGCGAGGAUUCCUGCUCGAGCGGUGAAUUUGUCUGGAAGGAGGGCGAUAAAGAAACUGAAGUAAAGCCUGUUGUUAGCAAUGAGGUCGAACUUGACGAACAGAAUCAAGCUGUUGAAGCGUCAAAUGUUCAGCAAGCAAUUCAUAGUCCCACCAAGCAAAUUUUGCAGACAUUCGAAACAUUCAACGCCAUGGACGUCAUCGAAGAAGAAGACGAGGAUGAUAGGUCGAGUUGCUCCAGUUCCGAGACUGAAUUCAUCCCAUCAUCCUGGAAUUCUGAAGCCACGCCAAACAGAUCAUCGCUGAGAAGUCCCGAGAGAAAAUCUGAGCUGAAAAAGAAUGUUUCUUUCAAAAAAGAAAAAUACCACCACGUAUAUGAGUAUCCAAGAGAGCCAAGCGACACGGAGGUGGAUGACUCAGUUUUUGCAGACUCUCGCAAACGAUGGGAGACAAGCCAGAAUGCCGUAGACUAUGCCACCUAUGCUGACUGGGAGCUUUAUGACGAUGAUCUCGCAGAGAAUGCUGACAAUGACACCGACCCUGACUCAUCUGAGCACGGGAAAGUGCAGAAACCCUUCAACUUCUAUAAACUCAGCAGCAUCGAGUGUGACUUCAAUAAUGGAGUUAACUCUGAAGAGGGUGACUUCUUUGUCAGCAGCUCAACGCGCCCCUUCCACCUGAACCCCGCUGCGAUCAGCACAAGUCAAUUCUUCCCUGGCAUGAGUGCCACAGAUCCAUCCGAACCUCCCUCUCCUGGGGGCAGCAGUGGCGAGAGCAGCAACACCACCCCACCCUCACCCCUUUCCCCGACAAGCCUGGGAGAGUUGCGGCACACGAGGGACAAACUGAAACUAGACUUGCCAAAUAAGUUCUGCCUGGUGCCACCGUUGAGUCCAAAACUGAACGCUUCUCCGUCGCCAACAAGCGAAGCUGCCGAAACGCAAGCGUAACAAAAGUUCAGCUGAAGCUUAUGAUUUCUUUAGAUUUCUGAGUAAUUUUUUUACGAGAAAGGAAGAAAAACUCUACUAGUGUUUAAAAUCAAGUUCUGUGAUGAUUUGUUGAUUUUAAUGUUUAUUGGCGUGUGAUACCCGUUUCAUUUUGAAUCCAUUUUGGUUUGAAGUUAUCCACAUUGAAAAAAUCGGCGAGUCUCAAGCAACCAUGAAAAGGUGUUAGGCUUUGAUAGCCCUGCCUAUUUUCGGACUCUCACGAUCAUUGAUCAAUCAUACCGGGCCAUCCAAUCUUCAAUUUGCAAUACUCGUAAGUACAGGUCUUAGGAAUUAAGACUGAAUCAUAAAAGACCUUCCAAGUAAUUGAAAA